Molecule: messenger RNA, 1509 nt
Organism: Nicotiana attenuata
Lineage: Eukaryota; Viridiplantae; Streptophyta; Magnoliopsida; Solanales; Solanaceae
Exons: 5
Coding region: 179-1222 (347 amino acids)
Source: RefSeq, a predicted model, not a curated record
UACUGUCUCCAGCUCUCUAUUGCUCUGCUCUCUCCAUCCAAAAAACCUGACUCUCUUUUUGCCAUUUUCAGUUUCAGGGAUUGAAACAAGAAACAACUUCUGUUUAUUGCAUUUUCCUUUUUCUCUUUUUAUCUCUUCUUCUGCUCUGUCUUUUUGACUCCUUCCAAGCUCAACAACAAUGGCACCCAGAGGCAGACCUAGAAAGAGACUAAGCAGAAUGGACGCAGCAGUUGAUGCUAUGACGCCUUUCGGGUUUGAUGAAUCGCUGGUUAGGAAAACUGUGAAUAAGCUCCUCAAGGAAUAUGAAGGAGAUGAAGGGUGGGAAGGGUGGGCGUUCAUAGAGGAUUGCGGCUACAAGGAGCUCAUUGAUGCUAUUCUUCGCGAUCAAGAAGCUGACGAUGAUGAAGAGCGGCAAACCCAAACACAAAAGCAGGGUGUCUCCUCACAAGAUGAAAGAGCCGAAGACCCUGCUUCAGAAAGCACCAUUGCUCCCUCGGGCGCUCUUGUUGUUUCCACAUGCAAUGAAGCUGGCAAUACUGUAGGAGAAACAGCAUGCACUGAGCUUGUUAAUGCAGUAGAAGAACCAACAUACGAAGAGCUUUGCAGCAACAAACAAGACAUUGGUAGUACUGAAAUAUUUUGUCCCCCUUCAGCUGAAAGAGAUGGAAAUAGGUGGACAGACAUAGGGGAGGAUCAAACCUUAACACAGAAAGGAUCGGCUAACGCUGUUUUCAGCAAUGGUGAAAAUCCCCGGAUUAACUCUCAUGUUACUUCUCCACCUCCAACUACUUCCGCAUGCCCAGUUAAUCGUCUCAAAAUGAGUUCUUGGAGUCAAGUGCAAUCACAGAGUACCUCUCCUGUUUCUACUCCACCUCCAGCUUCUUCCUCAAGCCCAGUUAAUUGUCUCAAAAUGACUUCUGUGAGCCAAGUGAAAUCAUGGAGUAACUCUCGUGUUUCUGCUCCACCUCCAACUUCUCCCUCAAGCCCAAUUAGUAGUCUCCCUGCUGAUCAUCACACUACAACUCUUCCUUCCUCAAAGCCAGUUAGUGCUCCACCAAGAAAGCGCGUUCCUUGUUAUGGCUGGAUUGGAAGUGAUGAUGAAGAGGAUGCUGACGACUUCAUACAAUUACCACCAAUGAAACCAACUACACCACUGCAGUCACAAAAUUCAAGUGGUGGUACCAAUAAGCAAAUGAAACGCAAAUCAAGGUGGGAUAUUUGACCCAAUGAUCCUUAGUAUUCUCUCUCUUUCAUGAUAUCAGUGUAUGGACAUAACUUGUAUUGGCAUAGAAGACUGUUUUGUUAGUCAAUGCUCAAGGUUUGCAAUACUUUCUGCUGGAUUCUUAAGUUACAACCAAUACACCAUCAAACGUAUUUUGGUCUGUGUGGACUGCAAGUGCUUGGAUCCCCAUAUAUUGUGGUAAACCCCAGUUUUACGCCACCCAUGGAAUUUGUCCACUUUUUAAAAAAAGUUUAACUGACUUCAAAUACAUACAGUACAUUUUUCUA